This is a messenger RNA of Alternaria rosae, 1514 nucleotides long. RefSeq lists its product as uncharacterized. The record is from RefSeq and is a predicted model, not a curated record. Bases 138 to 1136 code for a protein of 332 amino acids. The transcript is spliced from 5 exons. NCBI's taxonomy places the organism in Eukaryota, Fungi, Ascomycota, Dothideomycetes, Pleosporales, Pleosporaceae.
GACCACCGACCACCCUAGCAGGCUUGGGUGGCAGGGUCCACGGGAGACGCACCCCUGUCGCCUCUCCACAAUACCAAUAUUUGUUCGAAGCGCUGUAAGCCCGCACCCCUCAGUACCAGCACCUGCACCACGCACCCAUGCGCCAGCCUAGCGCCCUCCGGCGAACAGGUCCAGUGCGAUCCCUCUCCACCUGCACGCUGCGUCUUGGCCACCAAGGUGCUGUGCUGCCAGCAUGCUCGCCCGCUGCCCUCGCUAUUCGCUCUCCCGGCCUGCCUGCAGCGAACGACGACCCUUACGGCGCUGCUCGAUGCUGCAGCCAGCGCAGCGUACGAGGCUUCCUCUUCCAGCGAUAUGGCGGCGGACCAGUUAUCGGUUUCAGCAGUCAUGAGCUCCCUCCCUGUCCCUCUCCCAAUCCCAUGCUGCCAUCCACUCCAAUAGCCGAAUCGCUUGCCCCAGCGUUAGGCCCGCUUUUCGCUAUCUUCGACGUUAUCUUUGGCUUGCAAACCACUCUCUUCCACAUACGGGAGUACGGCUACGGGUCGCAGCGGCGAUCUUCAACACUAUGCACGACACACCACCCCCAGAACUGCCGCCUGCUGAGCCCUUUCACAAUUCCUCAACACAACUCCUCUUCAAUUUCCGCGCGGCUCUAUGCCUAUUCCGAUGUCCACACACGCGCCUGGAAGGCCCUUGACGCUUCGCUUCUUGCUGAGCGCCUCAAGCCUCUUUUCCCUAAAAAGUCAGGAGCAGACCGACCUGGACUCUUGGUCAUGGCUUGCUGCCCCCAUCGGGCGCCGGCGAGGGCGAAUGUGCAGAGCAGUACUCUUCCAGCUUCUCCAGCUCGACCACCCUGCCACACCAAGCGAGAUAAGACGCUCGGUGCAGGCCACCGCAAUCCUACCAAAGCAUACGUCCUGCAAGUGGCUGCAGCCUUCACAGUGUCCAUGUCCAGUCGGACGAAUGACGAAGCCGCCCUCAGCUGCAAGUCACUUGGCCGACGUGCUCCAACACGAGCAACCUGCAUGACCUGCCACAGAGACAGCCCCCACGCUGCUUUUUCCAAGGUUCCUGAACGGUUUGGUCUUAUCGCAAGAUCCUCGCGGUUAACGAGGUCCCUUGAAAUUCAACUUCUCUAGUGUGCCUCCUUUACCAUGACGCGCGAUUCAUGAUACUGCAAUCAAUCACGGGUGCAAUUACAGCAGCGCGACCAAUGCGGUACCCAAAAACAGAUGUGGCCCGUGAAAGAUGCCCCUCCCCACAAUAACCGCACGUACUUUGUGAUUGCGAAAGAUGGCGACAUUGCCAGAGAGCGGGCCAUGCGCUGCAUCGCAGUGCCCUCGAAACGGCUGUUAGCCUCAACAAACAAUACAGCGUUGCACAUAAUCCUCAACAAGUAUGCAUCGAUGAUGCACUCGCAAGGUAUAGGCAGCUUUGAUCAACGAUAUAGCACAACGUGAUGCAUCGAAGGCAUCCAGACUUCAUAUAUGCUAGAGUAUAGCACCACUCGAUUCCCC